Molecule: messenger RNA, 4207 nt
Organism: Megachile rotundata (alfalfa leafcutting bee)
Lineage: Eukaryota; Metazoa; Arthropoda; Insecta; Hymenoptera; Megachilidae
Gene: dpy
Product: fibrillin-like protein dumpy
Cellular component (GO): nucleus
Molecular function (GO): zinc ion binding; calcium ion binding
Source: RefSeq, a predicted model, not a curated record
CUUUUUCCUGACCUAACAUUGUAUAUUACAGUGGACUGCGAGUCAGACAGCGAAUGCAACAACGCAGCCACAUGCUACAACGGCCAAUGCGUGAAUCCUUGCAUCCUGGAGAACAAGUGCGCCAUCAAUGCAGAAUGUUACGGCCAAAACCACAGAGCCGUUUGUCGCUGCGGCGCGGGCUAUCUCGGCAACCCAGAAGUGCAUUGCGAGAGAGUCGAGUGCAGCACCGACUUCGACUGCCCUCGAAAUUUGGCCUGCAGCAGCGGACGCUGCAUCAAUCCAUGCAUCGAGGAUUCUCCGUGUGCACAGAACGCCAUUUGCUACGUGCAGGAUCAUGUGCCAACCUGUCGAUGCCCCGAGAACAUCCCGGCUGGAAAUCCAUACUCCUAUUGCGAACAUCGCUCGACAACGGCGCUUGAUGAACCAGAGUGCAGAACCGACAUAGAAUGUGCUGAUAAACUGGUGUGCAUCAAGAACAGGUGCAUCGAUCCGUGCCCGGUGAUCAGACCGUGUGCGGAGAACGCAAGGUGCAAUGUUCUUGAUACGCUUCCGGUGAGGACCAUGACUUGUACUUGUCCGGAAGGAUGGACCACCGAUAUUGACGAAGUCUGCAGACCAAUUCAAAUAACAGUCAUCGGUAGCUGCACAACGAACGACGAGUGCAGCGACAAGGAAGCCUGCAUCAACCGACAGUGCAGAAACCCCUGCAACUGUGGUACCAACGCCGCCUGCUACGUCAGAAACCACAAGCCGAUCUGUUCCUGCGAGGAAGGCUACCAAGGCAACCCCGACAUCGCCUGCUACUCCGUGGAGUGCAGACGCGACAGCGAGUGCUCUUUGGACAAAAGCUGCGUGAACAACAACUGCGUGAAUCCUUGCCUGGUGUCUGACAGUUGCGGCGUGAACGCCGAGUGCUACCCGAACAACCACAAGGCCGACUGUCGCUGCCGCAAGGGCUACCACGGAAACGCCCUGGAUCGUUGCAGAGUGAUAGGCUGCUACAGUAACGGAGACUGUCCGGGCGAUCACUCGUGCAUCAACAUGCAGUGCAUCAACCCGUGCGUCCACAACAAUCCUUGUUCGCCACGAGCCGAGUGCAGGGUCUUCAACCACCUGCCCAUUUGCCGUUGCCCGGCUCACCACACGGGCAAUCCUUACGUGAACUGUAAACCCGAAGAGAGACCAGAGUGCAAGGAGGACGGUGAUUGUCCAGACUCGCUAGCCUGCUUCAACAACAAGUGCCAGAAUCCGUGCACCGUGGUCCAACCCUGUAGUGAACCAUCGGAGUGCAGGGUGCUACCUACGUAUCCUGUUCGCACUAUGGUCUGCGUGUGCCCCAGUGGCUACGUGAGCAGUGGCAGCGGACUCUGCCGGGCUACGAAACCGAUUCUCGAGGUAGAAUGCACUAAAGACAGCGACUGUCCGUUGGACAAGUCUUGCGUGAAUGCUGUGUGCAAGAACCCUUGCGCUUGCGGACCGAACGCGGAGUGCAGUGUCGCGAAUCACAAACCCAUCUGUUCCUGUACUUUGGGCUACGAUGGAAACCCUGACGUGGUGUGCACGAAAGUGGCUGGUUGCCGCACGGAUGGAGACUGCAGUGGGUCGCAUGCCUGUGUACAGCACAACUGCGUCCCAGUGUGUUCGCCAACGUUGACCACCUGCGGAAAGGGCGCGGAAUGCCAUGGUAUCAAUCACAAGGCCAUCUGCGAGUGUCCACCUGGAUAUGGAGGCAAUCCGAGGGCCGCCUGCGUCCUCCUUGGUUGCAGAACCAACUCGGAUUGUCCUACCAAUAAGGCUUGCGUCAACAACCGAUGCGAGAAUCCUUGCGCCGUGAACCCUUGCACUGGAAACAUGGACUGCAACGUGUACAACCACGUGGUCGAAUGCGCUUGUCCUCCUGGCUACAUCGGCGAUGGCAAAGUGGGAUGUACCAAACUAACAGAGAAAUGCAAGGCAGACAACGAGUGUCCAUCUCAAACAGCAUGCUUCAACGGCGAGUGUAUCAAUCCUUGCGUGAAAAUCGAGCCUUGCGGAGUGAACGCAGACUGCAAGGUGUUGGACACGACACCUGUUAGGACCAUGAUUUGCGAGUGUAUCCCUGGUUACAGAGGAAAUGCGGUCAUCCGCUGCGACAAAACGAACGUGUGUCCAGUAGACAAGGGUCAACUCCUCGACGAAUACGGCAACUGCAUCUGUCCACCUGGAACAGCUAAGGACGAAACCGAAGUGUGCAUACCUUGCCAGAAACAGACUGGAAUGAUCAUCAACAACGAAGGGUACUGCGUCUGUGCUUUGGAGAACGGCAUGAUCAUCGACGAAUAUGGUCGCUGUGUGUGCCCGACUCAGCAUGGAUACAGACUAGACGCCAAUGGAUAUUGUAAAUUAGUUGACAUAAUAGAAUGCAAAAACGACGACGAUUGCGCCGACAACAGAUUCUGUGAUAAGACCACUCAAACUUGCGAGGACCCUUGUAUGACCCAACUCUGUGGCCUGUAUGCACUCUGCAAUGCCACGCAUCAUCAGGCUAUAUGCAUAUGCAUCAAUGGUUACAUUGGAAACGCUUAUACUCAAUGCUACGACAAGAACCGGUGGCGUACGGACUUCCCGAGACCAGAAAUGGUAGUCAGCUGCUUGUCCGAUGGAGUGCAAGUCGAAAUACAUCUCCACGAUCAGGAAUUCGACGGUGUACUGUAUGUUAAAGGUCACAGCAAGGACGAACAGUGCAGACGAGUUGUUUCCAUCCCGGCAGAAACUAUGCACAAGACCGAGAUAUUCAAGGUGGCAUUCGGAAACUGUGGCUUAAUACACGUGAACGGACAAGCUAGCUUCGUACUAGUCAUACAAAAGCACCCGAAACUGAUGACAUACAAGACCCAAGCUUAUCACAUCAAAUGUAUAUACCAAACUGGAGAACAAAAUGUUACUCUCGGUUUUAAUGUCUCCAUGUUAACAACCGCUGGAACUAUUGCUAAUACUGGUCCACCGCCAGUCUGUCAGAUGAGGAUUGUCACUCAGAGCGGAAACGAAAUCAACUCGGCGGAAAUUGGAGACAACCUAAUGUUGCAAGUCGAAGUUCAGCCGUCAACUAUUUAUGGUGGAUUUGCCCGAAACUGCGUGGCCAAAACGAUGGAAGACAACUUGGAAAACGAAUACAUUGUGACAGACGAGAACGGUUGCGCGACAGAUCCAACGAUAUUCGGUGAAUGGGAACAGAACCCUGAAACGCAGACAUUAAUGGCCAGCUUCAACGCCUUCAAGUUCCCGAGCAGCGACAACAUCCGAUUCCAGUGCAAUAUUCGCGUGUGCUUCGGACGUUGUCAACCUGUUAAUUGUCGAGGAUACAAUGCGUUCGGUCGUCGCCGACGAGACGUUGGUCCUGAAGCAAACGACACCUCUUUGAGCAUCACGGACAACUACGAAGGGCAACUUCGAGAAGAAAUAACGAUUCAGUCGAAUCUGAUUUUCACUCUGGAGAGGAAAGAAGAGAGGUUCACAGCAGAUCCAACUGAAAUUGCUUCGGCUCAAAGAGUGGAAGACAUUUGUGUAUCUAUGGUCGGCUUUGUGAUAGCACUAGUAAUUACAGCACUGCUGGCACUAGUCGCUGUAGCUAUUGCUGUAUCCUGCUGGCUAAUGGCGUAUCGUCGCCAGCCAAAGACUGCUGGACCACUGCCACACCCACCAGAGUUCCCAAAUCCAUUGUUCACUACCGAGUCCGUAGCUGAACCAUCUCCUGACUAUCAUCUAUCAUAAGUUCUCUAGGAUAAUUAUUUUAUAACGUAAUUUUAUAAUUCUCGAUGGAAUGCAGUACAGACCACUUUUAUUCCUGCUGGUCGGUCUUGUAUUUCUGUAAACAACUCCUCCAGUGACUAGUCUCCCGUACUUUCUUCUCUCGAGGGUUCGCAAUCUGCAACGAUGAACGAUAUACUCUGUACUCUGAAUUUCAAUCUACAUAGAUAUACGUAUAGAUAUAUUUACUAUUUAUGGUGAUGGUUUGCUUCCAUUAUCUACGUACAUGAGAAAUCUUGUCUUCCUACGUAAGUACCUUACCCUCCCCUUCACUCUUUCAGUCACUGGAGGAUUUGUUCAGCGUAACACUGCGAUUUUAAUUUCCGUGUAAAGUCGAACGAAUUAGUCUAAUAUAGCUUUCUUACUUCGAUAGUAGGUAACUGUACAUUUUAUCUAAUAAAACGCUAAUGUAAUAUUUUUA